AUGAUAUGGAGGGGAUUGGAACACCUGAAUCACAUGAUAUGGAGGGGAUUGGAACACCUGAAUCACAUGAUUGGGAGGGGAUUGGAACACCUUAAUCACAUGAUAUGGAGGGGAUUGGAACACCUGAAUCACAUGAUUGGGAGGGGAUUGGAACACCUAAAUCACAUGAUUGGGAGGGGAUUGGAACACCUGAAUCACAUGAUAUGGAGGGGAUUGGAACACCUGAAUCACAUGAUUGGGAGGGGUUUGGAACACCUGAAUCACAUGAUAUGGAGGGGAUUGGAACACCUGAAUCACAUGAUAUGGAGGGGAUUGGAACACCUGAAUCACAUGAUUGGGAGGGGAUUGGAACACCUGAAUCACAUGAUAUGGAGGGGAUUGGAACACCUGAAUCACAUGAUUGGGAGGGGAUUGGAACACCUGAAUCACAUGAUUGGGAGGGGAUUGGAACACCUGAAUCACAUGAUAUGGAGGGGAUUGGAACACCUGCAUCACAUGAUUGGGAGGGGUUUGGAACACCUGAAUCACAUGAUAUGGAGGGGAUUGGAACACCUGAAUCACAUGAUAUGGAGGGGAUUGGAACACCUGAAUCACAUGAUUGGGGGGGGAUUGGAACACCUGAAUCACAUGCUAUGGAGGGGAUUGGGACACCUGAAUCACAUGAUAUGGAGGGGAUUGGAACACCUGAAUCACAUGAUUGGGAGGGUAUUGGAACACAUGAAUCACAUGAUAUGGAGGGGAUUGGAACACCUGAAUCACAUGAUUGGGAGGGGAUUGGAACAUAUGAAUCACAUGGUUGGGAGGGGAUUGGAACACCUGAAUCACAUGAUAUGGAGGGGAUUAGAACACCUGAGUCAUAUGAUAUGGAAGGGAUUGGAACACUUGAAUCACAUGAUUGGGAGG
Messenger RNA from Staurois parvus, 903 nucleotides. The record is from the annotation of a GenBank genome assembly. Lineage: Eukaryota; Metazoa; Chordata; Amphibia; Anura; Ranidae.